CAAUAAUCUUGUCCAGCUACUCUAACAGAAGAUAGUGCAUCAGAAUACUGUUUUUUGUCAGGAAAGUUCAAUUUUGUUGUUGUUUCUCCCAGGUUAAAUUAUGGUCGGUGUUGGAUCUGGUCCGUCAAAAUCCUCAAAUGAAACCAUCGGACUCGUUUAGUGGUUGCUCGUCGGACAUCAUUGAUUUUUUGUGCGAGCCCCACAUUCAAUUUUGUCCUAAACAUGAGGAGCGACCUUGUUUGAACCUACAAUGUCCUUUCAGCAGGUGUCGACUAGAUCAUAUGUGGGUUAUGCGAAGACCUCAGGACACUUGUUGGUCAGCACUGAAACCUGAAGUCAGUCGAGUAAUCGAGGAUGCCCUGGUUGACCCGAGAGUGAAUGUGUUCAUGUUUCAGUGGGACGACUUGACUUAUGUCAUACAAUUUGAUACUCUGAGUCAGAAAAACAGAAUGGACUUGAUAAAGAACCCAUUUGACGCAUUAGAAAUUUCAAGUAAAAGUAAGCAAUUUCUUCCACCUGGAACUUUUCAGUACAUCAGGCUGACGUAUGAAAGCUCUGAAGGUCAGGAGGCAAUCUGGAAUUGGUAUUUCAUGGGCGACGGAAAUCAAGAGACUGCUAAAAUGUCCACCGAAGUCCUAAACCCAAUACUUCACAGGCUUUUUCCUGAAAGGAAGUGUAUCGAUAAAAAAAUCGUCAAGGAUACUUUUAGACCAUGGGUUUUAUAUGACGAGUUGUCUUCGGAAGUUCUAGAAGAAGCUUAUAAUGGGUCUCAAUUUGAGAUCGCACUGACUAUUGGCAAUAAAAAAUACGCUAUUGAUUUUGACAGUAUGACUCAGAAAAAUUUGACAACGUCAAAAGUUAGAGGUGUUAAAAGACGGCCUGCCAUUUCACUCGAUCAAAAUUCUGAUGAAAGAAGAUUUGAUAGAAACUUGAUCCCCGAGUUCUCGUCGAUUGAGGCACCUAAAUUAUUCAAAUGCAAAACCGGUUUCAAUGAACAAAUUCUGGCUUCGAAAUCUGACUUUGAUUACGAUUUGCUUCAUUCUGUUUUAAUUAAACAGUUCCCGACUGCGUAUGAUGUACAAAUAACCAGAAUUGAGAAUUUUGAGCUCUGGGCGCAUUACUGUUUGAAACGUGGCAAAAUGCGUCGGAGGUAUGGCGAUACUAAAAACAUCGGGGAAAUGUUACUUUUCCAUGGUACAUCAAUUGACGCAGCGUCUAAAAUUUCCUUGGACAAUUUCGAUUGGCGUUUGGCAGGAACCCAUGUCGGUCAAAAAUUCGGAGCUGGAGUUUACUUCACGCCUAAUAUAGUCGCUGCAAGUCAAUACUGUGCUAAAGGAAACUCACCAAAGUGUAUCAUGGUUGGUCUAGUUCUAACAGGCGAGUUUACGAUGGGUAAUGGAUCUCUUAAAAGACCCCCACCCAAACCAUCCAAGCCAGAGGAAUUGUACGAUUCGUGCGUUAAUGACUUGUUUCAGCCGAGUAUGUAUGUCAUUUUUGACCACAACCAAAUGUAUCCACUCUACAAAAUGAGAUAUUCCCAGAAAUAGUGUACAAAAAUUACAAAACUUAGUUCACAAAAGUUGUAGAGCCGCAUUGAAACAUAUAUAUGGAGUUUUAUUCAAUUGAAAAUAGGGAAAGCCUUGUAGAUAAAUAGACUUCAGAACACUUAAAUCGUUGAUCAUGUAUUUGCUUAUAUCUUCUUUAUUUAACAAUGAUUAAAAACCAUUGGUGCUUGUAAAUCAUCUAUUUGCUAAUUUCUUGUUUCAAACCUUCAAUUUUUUAAAACUAAAUUUUUAAAACAGUCGCCGAUUCCGAAAAUUUGUUGCCGAGCUAGAUUUGAU
This is a messenger RNA of Symsagittifera roscoffensis, 1841 nucleotides long. RefSeq names its product protein mono-ADP-ribosyltransferase PARP11-like. Gene Ontology annotation, molecular function: NAD+ poly-ADP-ribosyltransferase activity; NAD+-protein mono-ADP-ribosyltransferase activity. Gene Ontology annotation, cellular component: nucleus. Bases 138 to 1547 code for a protein of 469 amino acids. The transcript has a single exon. The record is from RefSeq and is a predicted model, not a curated record. Lineage: Eukaryota; Metazoa; Xenacoelomorpha; Acoela; Convolutidae.